AUGGAGUGUGGCGAGGUAUGCCAGGUCGAAAUCAUGAAUGCGGCGACCAUGCUUCCUCCAGUGUUUAGCUGCGUUGCAGCGUGCUGGUCUGUGGGACACAAGGCAUGGUGGAGAUCACCUGCAGCUAUCGCCAUGCUCGCAGGAUGGUUCCUGAUGAUUCCAGCAAGCACUGCUAGCCAUCUCUAUUGCGCUUUCAACGGCGAGUACUUGCCAAAGCUCGAGCGGCUGGACCAAGCAUGCAUCUCUAUAGCUUCUGUUUUGGCUGCGUGGGCAUUGUCGCGGUCCAAUCUCUUCACAACACUCGUGGCCUCGAUUUGCCUAUGCUUCGUUCUGCUGAUGUUCGCGGGCCCGGAGGACCUUCAUCAGCAUGUGGCGUGGAGAACACAGACCCUUUCAGGCAUUGUGCUUCUGUACCUGAGCCCCAUGGUUUGGAACCGUCAGAGCUUCGACUUCAGCAUCCCUCCGAUUUGCAUGUGUUUCGUCUUUGGCUUCCUGAUGGCAGUGUGGGCUCCACUGGGACCUCGCAGCCAUCCUCUUUUCCAUGUGGCCCUGAUCCCUUACAGCUACUACACGUGUCGCUCGGCGGUCUUGUUCGAGAUGUCUCAUGAAGCGAUGCGCGAUUUCCUCGUCACCGGGAAAAGAGAGGACACCGACACCGAUGAGAGCACCACUCUCCAAACCGCAACUUCUGAGGGAGGAGAUGCCGACUGGGAGCUGUUUGAGAUGGAGAAGCCCUGA
Symbiodinium natans is the source of this 738-nucleotide messenger RNA. Lineage: Eukaryota; Dinophyceae; Suessiales; Symbiodiniaceae. The record is from the annotation of a GenBank genome assembly.